This is a messenger RNA of Rubroshorea leprosula, 1654 nucleotides long. NCBI's taxonomy places the organism in Eukaryota, Viridiplantae, Streptophyta, Magnoliopsida, Malvales, Dipterocarpaceae. The record is from the annotation of a GenBank genome assembly.
AAACAGAUUCAAAUCCACAGCAACCAAAAAUCCUCAAAAGCUAGAUUCAAUGGGAUCGCUCUCUGCCUUGGACCAGCCGCUGCAAUAUCCGAUUGCUCGGAGAGACGAGUCUGUUGUCAACGAUUAUCACGGCGUCAAGAUUUCCGAUCCUUACCGAUGGCUUGAAGAUCCUGAUUCUGCAGAAACAAAGGAGUUUGUGCAGAAGCAGGUUGAAUUGUGUGAAUCAGUGCUUAAAAAAUGUAAUACUCGGGAGCAAAUUCGAGAGAGAGUUACAAAGCUCUUUGAUCAUCCACGUUAUGGUGCUCCAUAUAAACGAGGCAAUAAUCGCUAUCCAGCUCCCAAAGAGGGAGAGAACAUAGAUGCUGGGACAGAAACCAAUACAAACCUUUAUCAUGAGCUUUACUAUCAUUUCUUGGGUACGGAUCAAUCAGAAGAUAUUUUAUGCUGGAGAGAUUCUGAAAAUCCAAAGUUCAUCUUUCGGGGCUCUGUUACAGAUGACGGAAAGUACCUUCUCUUGUAUAUCUCGGAGAAUUGUGACCCAGUUAACAAAGUAUACUACUGCAACAUGUCUGCACUUUCUGAAGGUCUUCAAGGUUUUAGGGGAAAAGAUUUCCUGCUCCCAUUUGUUAAGCUGGUAGAUCAAUUUGAUGCACUGUAUACAGCAAUUGCAAAUGAUGACACAUUAUUUACUUUCCGGACUAAUAAAGGUGCCCCAAGAUAUAAAUUAGUCCAUGUUGAUCUAAAGGAACCAAGUAAUUGGAUUGAUGUUAUCCCAGAGUCUGAAAAAGAUGUCCUUAAAUCGGCAAAUGCUGUUAAUGGUAAUAAGAUGAUUGUGAAUUAUCUAAGCGAUGUGAAGUAUGUGCUUCAGAUAAGGGAUUUAGAAACAGGUUCAUUUCUGCAUCAGUUACCACUUGACAUUGGGACAGUUUAUGAGAUUACUGCUAGGCGUGAAGAUGAUAUGUUUUUUAUUUAUUUUUCAAGCUUCCUUACUCCUGGUAUUAUAUAUCAGUGCAACUUAGGAGCUGGGGUUCCAGAUAUGAAGAUAUUCCGUGAAAUUUCUGUACCUGGAUUUGAUCGCACAGAAUUUGAUGUCAAUCAGGUUUUUGUCCCCAGUAAGGAUGGUACCAAAAUCCCAAUGUUCAUUGUGGGCAGAAAGAAUGUUGAUUUGGAUGGAUCACACCCUUGUUUAUUAUGUGGAUAUGGUGGAUUUAACAUCAGUAGCACACCAUCAUUCAGUGUCUCUCGCAUUGUACUAGCUAGGCAUUUAGGUGCCUUUUUCUGUAUUGCAAACAUUCGUGGUGGGGGAGAGUAUGGAGAAGAAUGGCAUAAAGCAGGUUCACUUUCCAAGAAGCAAAAUUUGCUUCAUGAAUACAUCUUUCUUUAUCUUGGAUUCUUUUAUACUUGUCCAAAAUUCCAAAUGCAUAAGGCUGUCUUGCAGUAAUGAGUUCACUCUCUCUCAUUUAUUCUCUUCUCUCUCAGACAAUGCAGCAUGUUUUGUGCACCAGCUUGGAGAAUAGUCCCCAGACCAACCCAAUUAUUGGUCGCAUUGAGUGCAAGGCUGGACAUGGAGCAGGACGUCCAACAAAGAAACAGAUUGAGGGAGCUGCGGAUCGAUAUAGUUUCAUGGCCAUGGUAUCAGACGCAACUUGGAUCG